AUGUUGAACGUAAUGGCAGCGGUGACGACCAGCCUGCCGAAUCGAGUAGAUCCGACGCCGACUACAUCGAGCAACGCGAGCACAUCGUCCAGCACCGCGGCGAACAACGUGACCUCGGUCCCCGUCGAGAAUCCGACCGUCGAGAAUCUGCCGGAGAACGUGAACGUGUUUGUGGUGGUGAUCAAGGGUAUAAUCAUGGGCAGCAUAAUCACGACCGCUGUGCUCGGGAACGCGUUGGUGAUCGCCAGCGUGCGAAGGCACAGACGGUUACGUGUGGUGACGAACUGUUACGUGGUCAGUUUGGCGGCGGCCGAUCUCUUGGUGGCGAUGUGCGCGAUGACGUUCAACGCGUCCGCUGAACUGUCCGGCGGCAAAUGGCUGUUCGGCCGGUUCAUGUGCGACGUUUGGAACUCCCUGGACGUUUACUUCUCCACCGCCUCGAUACUGCAUCUGUGCUGCAUCAGCGUCGACAGGUACUACGCGAUCGUCAGCCCGCUGGAGUACACGGUCAUCAUGAGACAGGGCACCGUUGGAUGCAUGCUGGGCAGCGCUUGGGUGCUACCGGCGCUGAUCAGCUUUAUACCGAUAUUCAUGGGCUGGUACACCACGCAGCAUCAUUUGGACUAUAUGCUGAAGAAUCCUGACGUCUGUUCGUUCGUGGCGAACAGGACGUACGCGGUAAUAAGCUCGUCAGUCUCAUUCUGGAUACCUGGCCUGGUGAUGAUAGUGAUGUACUAUAAGAUUUACAAGGAAGCAGUCAGGCAAAGGAAGGCGCUCAGCAGGACAUCGAGUAACAUCGUUUUGAAUAGCGUCCACCACCACAGGUCCUCGACCAGGCAACACCAUCAUCAGCAGAUGCUGCUCCAAGCGGCGGCCGAAACCGGUGUGCGUGUUCACGGUGAACCGUGCGUACGCGGUAGUCAGCUCGUCGGUCUCUUUCUGGGUGCCUGGUCUCGUGAUGAUCGUGAUGUACUGCAAGAUCUACAAGGAGGCCGUGCGUCAAAGGGAGGCACUCAGCCGCGCCUCGAGCCAUACCGUCCUAAAUAGUGUUCACUUGCACCGCUCGUCCACAUCCAGACACC
Messenger RNA from Dufourea novaeangliae, 1082 nucleotides. Its product is annotated as octopamine receptor beta-3R-like. Gene Ontology annotation, cellular component: membrane. The record is from RefSeq and is a predicted model, not a curated record. Gene Ontology annotation, biological process: adenylate cyclase-activating adrenergic receptor signaling pathway. The coding region runs from base 1 to 1047 and encodes 348 amino acids. The transcript has 3 exons. Lineage: Eukaryota; Metazoa; Arthropoda; Insecta; Hymenoptera; Halictidae. Gene Ontology annotation, molecular function: octopamine receptor activity.